This is a messenger RNA of Artibeus jamaicensis (Jamaican fruit-eating bat), 3233 nucleotides long. It is a transcript of the gene CUNH19orf18, whose product is annotated as chromosome unknown C19orf18 homolog. Bases 320 to 889 code for a protein of 189 amino acids. The transcript is spliced from 5 exons. The record is from RefSeq and is a predicted model, not a curated record. NCBI's taxonomy places the organism in Eukaryota, Metazoa, Chordata, Mammalia, Chiroptera, Phyllostomidae.
GGAAGCGCUGCCUCCUUGUUAACCGUCUACUUCUUGAAGGCAGGGACCUGGUCUUCCUCAUACCUGCCCCCACCAACCUAACCUUUACACAGUCCCUCAUCCCAUCAGUGUCCCCAUUGGCUGACAUGAUUCCAUGAAGGAAAUCCACAUGGCAACCUGUGCUGACCUCACACUAGAGGCUCCAAGGCAGAACCCAAACUCUCUGGGGGGAGUAAAGCACUUUAGUUCCUUAGUUUCUUGAAUGAAUAUAUAGAGCAGAUGCUGGGCUCUAGCUAAAUAGUUCCUUUCAUCCAUAGGAUUAAAGACUAACAAUAGUGGAAUGAUGGAAAAGGUUCAAAGUUCUUUCACCUUUUUAUUUUUGUUUUUAAUGGAAUGGCCACUUCUUGUAUGCCUGCCUUAUGCAUGUGAGUUCAGACCCCAGUUUAAUAGGGAAUGCCAACCACUGUUUACUUGUCUCAGAAAUGAUAGGAAGUAUGAUACACCUGAGCCUACAAAGAACAACUUUAGAGCACAUUCCAUGGCCCCAAACACCAACACGUGGGAUGCAGUGAUGGUUCCGCGUAGACCUGCUCUUGUUCAAGUCAUUACAAUCGCAUGUAUGGCCUUAAGCAUUGCCCUGGUGUGUGGGGCUGCUGUUUCCUAUAUAAUGUAUCGACUGGUACAGACUGAGGAGAGGCAACAACUUGCAUUGCUUUAUAAAAAUAUCAAGAUACCAUUAUUAAGAGAUGAAGAGAAGCACAGCGGCCAAGAAGAGUCCAGUUACCUAUUUGCAAAGAAAGAAAAGAACCUGGCAAAGUUCAUUAAUUCAGUUAUUAGAUUGAAAAGCAGACACUUCGAAAGGACAAGAUUGAAGAGUAAACAACAGUUAGUAAACGUAAUGAAAUACUGAAUGCUGUGCACCUUGCAAAAGUGGGAAAUCUGUGAAAGCAAAUGAAAGAGCUGCAGGACGUGCUUCCCAGUGUGGAGAAAAUGAUGGCAGGGAUGUCAGACUGAGGACAUACAAACCCUAAGGAAAGAAUACUAGAAGUAUGUAAGAUAAAAUAAACUCAUGUGAUAUAGCAGUUCUUGUACCUUAGCUCUCAUAGUUCAUGAAUAAUUGUAAUGUAAUUGGGCAGAGAAAAAUCCAACUUCGUAAGUGUGAAAGAGAGUUGUCAAUGUUUCUUUCCUUGAUCCUAACCAGAAAUACAAGUAAUUUUGGGGGGCAGUAUCCCAGACUAUACUGAGGAGCCAGUUGAAUUAAACAGAACUUUCCUACUAUCUGCCAAUUCUUGUAGCUUGUUUCCAUUUACAUGAGAAGACUAAGAAUGCCAACUCAGUACCAGAGUAAAGGUGCCCACCUCACCAUUCCAUUGCUAACAAUUCUCAGAGCAGUUAUAUCCCAGGGUUCCAAAUCAGGUGAAGGUCCAGGAAGUGGAGAAGUCAGGCUUCAGCAUACCUCUGUGCCUUUGAAAUCUAUCAAAGUUUAUGGCAAAUCCAUCUGGUCAUUGGAAGGCAGUAUUGUACAUACUCCAAGGUUGGUAUGGUGGAAAUACACUACACAAUGAAUAUGGAUGCCAGCAUGAGGAGACUGGAUAGCUUUUUAAUCAAGUAUCAAGAAAAGAAGGAGAGGAAGAACAUGAAUCUUGUCAUCCAAUGAUUGUUGGCAUGAAUUCAAUGCCAACAGGAAUUUCCAAUUUGGGGUACAGUGAAGCAGGGACUUUAUUCAAUAUAAAACAGUCCAAAUAUGAUACAACACAGCUGUAGAACAGUUUUGGGGCCAUCCAGCUGCUCUGUGGCUCAGUCCAGCAACAUGUACUGAGGAGCCAGAGGGGAGCUGGCUUAUGUGGACAGGAAUCCCUGCCCUUGUCCCCGAUUGGUCUGUCCUCUGGAGGAUUCCAAAUUCUCGCAGUUUGGCCCCAAAGUCACUGUCCUAUUUAAUCAGACUAGAGCUGCUCUGCAUGGGCAGAACUGCACAGCUCUGAUGGGGAAAGCAUCAGUACUGUUAGUUGAAAUAGGUUUCUAGAACUCCACUAUAAGGGCUGGCUUAGGUGGCAGGAACACGGUGCGGGCAAGCAGUUCAGCACACGCUUCUCUUUGUAGUUUGUGUGAGAGGACCCUGUGAAGAAAUGGCUGCUGAGCUCUUUAAAAAAAAAAAAAUUAAGCCCAGUUAUCGACCAGGAAUUCAUCCUAGUUGGUGUCUUCCCUCCCCUCCCCAGGGUUCACAGUCUUCACGUGCAGAUGGACCUUAGCAAAAUCACUGUGGUAGGCAGACUUCUAAGGUGAUCCCCCAGAUUUCCACCCCUUUAUGUUAAAAGUUUAUAAUCCCCUCCCUUUGCAAAUAUGACGUUACUCUCUUGAUUAGGCAAAGGUGGUAGGUUAGUUGCUCUCUUAAUUGUUACAAACUAGAGAGCCAUCUCCCUAGUGUUUAGGGACUGGCUUCAUGCAGGGAAAGACCUUCAUUAACCAACCCAGUGUGAAUACUGAAGGCCUGGUCGCUGGCAGCAGUAUGUGUAUGUGUGUGUUUUCCCCAAUUCUGCAGUAUGUACAAAGUUUGUGCUAAAUAGCUUGAUUUUAGAGGGUACAAAACAAUAGUCCUAAGUAUUACAAAUGACAAAACAAAAUAAUGACCUUUAAAAACUUGCUAAUUCAUACCCUGGUUGGUGUGGCUCAGUUGGUUGAACCUUGGUCAGUUGGAUUCUCCAUCAGGGAGCAUGCUCACGGGGUUUGUGGGGUGGAGUCUCUACCUGGGCAGUGUUUCUCUCUCUACCUUCCUUUCUUCCUAAAAGCAAUGGAAAAAUGUCCUGGGAUGAGGGUAAAAAAAUAAUAAUAAAAACUUGACAAUUCAAGAAUCCCCCAAAUUAUCCCUAAAUUAUGCGAUUGUGUCUUUUCACAGAUAUCACUAAUACACUUUCUAAAAGUGAGAUCUUCCUUUUUUCACUAUCCAGUGAUACCCAGAGGCAAUUCUUCCACCAUCUUCGAAUCGCUACAUAGUCAUUACUAAUAGUUUUCUAAAACAGUUUUUAAAGUGAUGUUUAGCCCUGGCUGCUGGCUUAGUGGUUUGAGUGCUGGCCUAUGAACCACAGGGCCACCAGUUUGAUUCCCAGGUGGGGCAGGUGCCUGGGUUACAGGCCAGGUACCCCAUACAGGGUGCACGAGGCAACCACACAUUGAUGUUUCUCUUCCUCUCUUUCUUCCUCCAUUCCCCUCUGUCUAAAAAUAAAUAAAUAAAAUCAUUUUAAACAAGUGAGGUAUAG